CUCUCUCAUUGAUUGUUGCUCGGUGAAGAAGCAGGGUUGGGUCCUCGGAAUUUCAUACAGAGACAGUUUUCUCCAACUGCACCACGCAUUUCUUUAGCUAUUUCAGAUAAACAGGAUAUCGAGGCGCAUGCAGCGCUUAUUUUUUUAACGAGUAGCUAACUAGUAAGGGGGGGGGGUUGAACCAAUUUAAAGCAGGUGUCGGUGACCUAGCUAGCUCGUACAUUCAUUUUCGACGAAAGCAAAAAGAGUGCGAAUGACGAGAACGCAUUAACUACACUAGUUUUCAAUAGGUAACCUAACUAGGGAGUUUGCUCGCUGAAAUAUAACCAGACAUGGACGACAAGUCAUUCACUAAGGAAUUGGAUGGGUGGAUUGAGCAACUCGGCGAAUGCAAACAGCUCUCGGAAAAUCAAGUCAAAGCCCUUUGCGAGAAGGCCAAAGAGAUUCUGACGAAGGAGUCUAAUGUACAGGAGGUGAGAUGUCCGGUCACCGUGUGCGGAGAUGUCCACGGACAGUUCCAUGACUUGGUGGAGCUGUUUAAAAUCGGAGGGAAGUCUCCGGACACCAACUACCUCUUCAUGGGAGACUAUGUGGACAGGGGCUACUACUCUGUAGAGACAGUCAGCCUCCUAGUAUCUCUCAAGGUGAGGUACCGUGAGCGAAUCACAAUCCUCCGAGGGAACCACGAGAGCAGACAGAUCACCCAGGUGUACGGCUUCUACGACGAGUGUUUAAGAAAAUACGGAAACGCCAACGUCUGGAAGUACUUCACAGACUUAUUUGACUAUCUGCCCCUCACUGCCCUGGUAGAUAACCAGAUCUUCUGUCUCCACGGUGGACUGUCCCCCUCUAUAGACACACUGGAACACAUCAGAGCGUUGGAUCGCUUACAGGAAGUUCCUCAUGAGGGUCCGAUGUGUGACCUGCUGUGGUCAGACCCUGAUGACCGUGGCGGCUGGGGCAUCUCUCCCCGCGGUGCCGGCUACACCUUUGGACAGGACAUCUCAGAGACUUUCAACCAUGCUAACGGACUCACCCUGGUCUCCAGAGCUCACCAGCUGGUCAUGGAGGGUUAUAACUGGUGCCAUGACCGUAACGUAGUGACUAUCUUCAGUGCACCCAAUUACUGCUAUCGCUGUGGAAACCAGGCCGCCAUCAUGGAGCUGGAUGACACACUCAAGUACUCCUUCCUUCAGUUCGACCCCGCCCCUCGCAGAGGUGAACCCCAUGUGACCCGCCGCACUCCUGACUACUUCCUGUAAAAGAUCCCAAUGCCUGUGAAGUAUUGCUCUAGAUUCUUCUUAGUGAAGAUGCGGGAGAAGAUGCGGGAGAAGGGAGCAUCGGUGUAGAGUUGUGACAAAGUAAGCAUCCAUCAAUCCAUGGACCAAAAUGUGUGCCACAAUUUCACAAAAUGCAAAAUG
Molecule: messenger RNA, 1421 nt
Organism: Oncorhynchus gorbuscha (pink salmon)
Lineage: Eukaryota; Metazoa; Chordata; Actinopteri; Salmoniformes; Salmonidae
Product: serine/threonine-protein phosphatase 2A catalytic subunit alpha isoform-like
Exons: 7
Coding region: 333-1262 (309 amino acids)
Biological process (GO): mitotic cell cycle; peptidyl-serine dephosphorylation
Cellular component (GO): cytosol
Molecular function (GO): protein serine/threonine phosphatase activity
Source: RefSeq, a predicted model, not a curated record